AUCCUACUCUCCCAUGGGUUUAGCAAUGUUGUACUCAUGGCCAUCCUCUUUUGCCGUGUAUUUUGUUGUUCUCUUGAUCUUUGGUUCUGGCCGUGCGAUUGGCAGGAAUGAGACUGACAAACUGGCUUUGCUAGAAUUCAAGGCUGAAAUAACUAGUGAUCCCUUCAGGACUCUGAGCUCAUGGAACGAAUCCAUCCACUUUUGCAAGUGGAGUGGUGUAAUAUGUGGACGUCGGCACCAGAGGGCCGUUGCGUUAGAUCUUAAUGGUCAAGAAUUGGCUGGGUCCAUUUCCCCUCACAUUGGAAACUUGAGUUUCCUUAGGGAAAUCUGGUUGCGCGGCAAUGCAUUGAGUGGGAAAAUACCUCCACAACUCGGCCGUUUGCACCGACCGCAAAUCUUGAGUUUGCGCAACAAUUCGAUUGCCGGAGAAAUUCCUGCCAAUUUAUCGAGUUCCUCUAGACUUACUGUGAUUGAGUUUCACACAAAUAGGUUGGAAGGGAAAAUUCCAGAAGAGCUCGGUUCGUUGUCAAACCUCAAGGUACUCAGUCUUGUGAAAAACAACUUGACUGGAGUUAUUCCAUCUACUUUCGGGAAUCUGUCAUCUCUCCAAUUAUUUUCUGCCCUUCAAAAUAAUAUUAAUGGCAAUUUGCCGGACGUGCUAGGUCAAUUGACAAACUUGGGAGCUUUAGCAUUGGGAGUUAACAGGUUUGUUGGAACGAUUCCUUCCUCAAUCUUUAAUCUGUCUUCUCUGCAUGUACUUGAUGUGGGAAUGAACCAACUUCAUGGGAAGCUUCCUUCAGACCUAGGACUAACUCUUCCUAAUCUCCAAUUCCUUGGAGCUAGUGCUAACUUUUUUACAGGUUCAAUUCCUUUUUCACUUUCCAAUGCCUCCAAACUACAGAUUGUUGGCAUCGCAGACAAUCGAUUAACUGGAAAUGUUCCUCAUCUAGAGAAGUUGAAUGAUCUUCAGAAAUUAAGCUUUUCCGGUAAUUAUCUCGGAACUGGGGAAGCUGAUGACUUGAGUUUUCUCUCAUCUUUAACCAAUGCCACUAGUUUGUAUGUUUUGGCUCUACACAUCAAUAGGUUUGGAGGAGUUUUGCCUAAAUCAAUCACCAAUUUCUCUGCUGUUUUUGCUCAACUAAUCUUGAGUAGAAAUGAAAUAUCCGGGAACAUCCCAACUGGGAUAGUGCAUCUGACUAAUUUGGUGCAGAUUGAAUUGUCAUAUAACCUAUUCACCGGCGAGAUUCCGGAUGAUAUUGGGAAGCUUCAACAGCUGCAACUUUUGAGUCUCUCAAACAAUAAUUUCUCUGGGAGAAUCCCAUUGUCUUUGGGAAAUUUAUCUAUGUUAAGUCAACUCAACUUGGCCUCAAAUAAGUUGUAUGGAAACAUCCCUUCAGAUCUCGGGAAAUGCGAUCAUCUGAGGGCUUUAGGUCUUUAUCAAAACAAUCUUCAUGGUACCAUUCCUAGAGAAGUUACAAGUCUCACAUCAUUGUUGUAUUUCAGUGUAUCUGAAAAUGAUUUGACUGGUUCCCUUCCAGUUGAACUUGGAAAUUUGGAAAAUCUAGAAGUACUGCUUGUUUCUGAAAAUAGGUUGUAUGGUGGAAUUCCAAGCUCCCUUGGUAGUUGCGUAAAAUUGAAAUUUCUAUCUAUGAAAGGGAACAACUUCCAAGGGAUUCUUCCUUCCUCUUUGAGUUAUUUGAGAGGUAUCGAGGAAUUAGAUCUUUCUCGGAAUAAUUUUUCAGGUGAAAUCCCAGAGUUUUUGGGGGACUUCAAAUUCCUUCAAAUAUUAAAUCUAUCCUCAAAUGAUUUCUCUGGUGAGGUACCUGAAAGGGGCAUCUUUAAGAAUGUCACUGCCCUUUUCGUUGAAGGAAACAAUAAACUUUGUGGGGGCAUACCUGAAUUACAGCUACGCGCUUGCAACUCCGAAGGGUCUAAAAGGAAAAGAUCUACUCUUGCCUUGAAAUUAGUAAUCCCAAUAGUUUUUAGCCUUGUUGGACUACUUUUGAUGGUCUUUUACCUUUGUCAUUCGUAUAAUAGAAAAAGAACAAAUUUACCCUCUUUCCAAGUUUUUGGGAGCACAUUUCAGACCAUAUCAUAUAAAAGUCUAGUUAAAGCUACUAAUGGUUUCUCCCCGGUGAAUUUGAUUGGGGUGGGUAGUUUUGGAUCGGUGUAUAAAGGGAUUCUUGAUGAGGGUGAAAAAGUUAUUGCAGUGAAGGUACUAAACCUAGAAGCCCGAGGAGCAUCCAAGAGUUUCAUAGCUGAGUGCAAGGCCUUAAAGAGCAUCAAACAUCGAAAUCUUGUAAAAGUGCUCACAGCAUGUUCAAGUAUUGACUAUCAUGGUAAUGAUUUCAAAGCUCUGGUUUAUGAAUUCAUGGCUAAUGGAAGCCUCGAGGAGUGGUUGCAUCCAAAUGAGAACGAAGAUGAGACGAAUGAGGAUUCGAGGCAUUUGAGCAUUCUACAAAUGUUAGAUAUUGCCCUUGAUGUUGCUUUUGCACUUGAUUAUCUACACAAUCAUUGUCUGGAAUCUAUUGUCCAUUGUGAUCUAAAGCCAAGCAAUGUUCUUCUAGACAAUGAAAUGACCGGACAUGUUGGCGACUUUGGGUUGGCAAGAUUCCUUUUAGAAGCGUCAGACACUUCUUCAAAUCAGUCAACCUCUAUCAGCGUAAGAGGCUCUAUUGGUUAUAUUGCUCCAGAGUACGGCCUCGGAAAUGAAGUGUCAGCAUCUGGCGACGCGUACAGCUACGGAAUUCUCUUAUUAGAGAUGUUUACGGGGAAGAGACCGACGGAUAACAUGUUUUCCGAUAAUUCGAGUCUUCAUAACUUUGUCAAGAUGGCUUUGCCAGAACAUGUAGCACGCAUCCUUGAUCCAAGGCUGCUUCAGGAUCAGAAGUUUGCUAGCAGUAGUGACAAUAUCGUGGAAUGCCUGAUUUCCAUAUUGGAAGUAGGAGUCGUCUGUUCAGAAGAAUCGCCAAGAGAUCGGAUGGCCAUUAGUGAUGUUGUUGCUCAGUUGGGUGUGAUCAGAAAGACCCAUUUCGGAAAAAAGUGAAGCUCUACAUUGAGGCAGACACCUAGAAUUGCAUUGCAUCCCUGAAACCGGUACAACCCUCGGUCUGGUGCGAAAUUGGUUUACGGCAACAUUUCUCAACGCAUAUAUUUUCCUGGAACAGAAACUGAUUGCAUGUUCUAAGUGGCCUUUAGCCAAAAGAAAUAAUAAGGAAAAACUAGGUGCAGAACCUGCAUUUAUGUAACUCUAAAAGUUUGCCUAUUUUAUAUGUUGUGUAGCUUUAUGUUAAAAUAGAUCUUGUUUGAUAGAUGUUAAUGGGACGCUUCGGAGCUGUGUGGCUUAAUUUCGUGUGGAGAGAUCAUUAAUAAAUGUGUGCUUGCCA
Molecule: messenger RNA, 3386 nt
Organism: Rhododendron vialii
Lineage: Eukaryota; Viridiplantae; Streptophyta; Magnoliopsida; Ericales; Ericaceae
Product: probable LRR receptor-like serine/threonine-protein kinase At3g47570
Exons: 2
Coding region: 14-3046 (1010 amino acids)
Biological process (GO): protein phosphorylation
Molecular function (GO): ATP binding; protein binding; protein kinase activity
Source: RefSeq, a predicted model, not a curated record